Molecule: messenger RNA, 2460 nt
Organism: Mercurialis annua (annual mercury)
Lineage: Eukaryota; Viridiplantae; Streptophyta; Magnoliopsida; Malpighiales; Euphorbiaceae
Exons: 3
Coding region: 488-1090 (200 amino acids)
Source: RefSeq, a predicted model, not a curated record
CAAAUAGUAACCUCUACAACCUUUAAAAAUUCGCAGUCUCCAAACUUUUUUCAGAUCCUUCUAUUUUGCCUUCUUUUCUUCAGUAAAUUUCAUGGGCAUUUUUACAAUCGAAAUCAAUUAAAUUUUGAACACCAAAAUUUUAAAAAUCAAAUCACAGAUCUCAGAUAUCAGAGUCUCAACAGAUCUGUCUCUUGCUCUGAGAUUCACUUCACUAUUCCACUCUCAAGUGGAUCGAAGGAUUCGUUUGAUCUAUGCUUGUAAGGACGGGAUCUGGUCAGGUUUUGAAUCAAUUAUUUAGGGUUUUGAUUAUUCGGUUCAUGCUUUUUUUGGAUUUGUAGUGGAGAAGAAUAUUUAGUUUAACCUAAAAGCUGAGGUUUUUUCCCCGAAUCUAGUUAUAAAGUAGUAAAAUUCGAGGUUUUAUACUUUUAUUACCCUAAUCUGAAAAUUAGAAUAGCUUAUUUGGUGGUGAUUGAUUAAAUUGUUGACUAUGGAGACACUUGUUGUAAACCAGCACAAGAAUCAUCAUCAUCAUCAGUAUUAUGGCAGUUAUAAAGGAUACAAUCCAGUUAGAUGUAGCUAUUCGCCGCCGAGUAGUCCUUUUAGAGGGAUUAAUUGUAGGACUUUUCAAUCUGGGGCAGGUAUACUGCCAACCCCUGUAACCCAUAAAACUUCCACCUUUACCUCUGAGAAAACACCGUCCCCAACUAUCAAAAUUCAUGGUGUCACGAUAUCUUCGCCUAUUGCUAUUAAUAUCCCGGCAAAAGCUAUAGCUUUUGAUGAGGAGGGCAUUUUCAGUGAGAAUUUAUCUUUCUCUGAGCGUUGGGCUGGACCUGCUUAUUCGAACUCACCACCGCCCAGUUCUUUGCCCAUUCCGAAGUUUUCAAUGAGGCCAAAGCGCACUGUGUCACUUGAGUUGGAACCUGUCUCUGAUUUGGGUAUUGAAUUGGAGCGCCCAAUUGCUAAAUCUGCUCCUGCUUCUCCUACUAGGGAACGCGGCCCGUCAACUAGAGAACUGUUUCUCAGUGCUGACUCUGCGACGAAGACAUUGCGUCGCAUUCUUAAUCUUGAUGUAGGUGAUGAGGGAUUUUGAGGGGCAUAUUCUGCUCCUGUAAAUAGUUUAGUGUCAGUUGUAUAUAGAAGGAAUAAAUUUGUUAGAAGUGUGCAUGCGGUACACUUUGUUUAGGUUUUGCUUAUGAUGGUGGUGGUGGUGGUACAAGAGUGGCAGUUGUGAAUGUGGUGGGUCAUGGGUGGUAGUCUUCAUUACUGGAAUCAAGAAACUGAUGUCUGACCUGAAGUGGUGAUUUAGUGAAGCAGGUCUUAGCUAAAUAGGCAACUUGUUUGCAGCUCAAAUGGGGCAAGGUACAUGUAUUGUGGAUAAUCUAACAUGGAUACAAGCUGACUUGAAUACCUUCAGUAAGCAGAAGAGAACCAAGAAUUCUAGGGUGACUUCUUUGGAAUGGAGCAGAGCAUCUUAAUGAAUUUUUUCAUUUGUGUUUGAUAUGGGAUCCUCAAUUUAAAAUUGGAGGUUUAGUUAUGAGGUAAAAUUUAGGCUUAUAAUAUCAAGUAGACAGGUACAAUGUAUAUAUACCAGCAUGUCUUGGUUAGAUUAGUCUCAGUCCAAUUCCAUAGGUUCCUAUCAGAUUUCUGUAAUGUCUUCUUUUCAUCUUAACUUCUCUUCUUUCUUUAUUUCUCUACUAUAACACUAAUCGGUGCUGGUUUUGUAGCCCAGCAUCGCAUCACUUUGCGCUCUAGAUGGUAUCUUCUUUUGUAACUUCUUAGUUGGUCCUUUAUAACACUAAUCAGUGCUGGUUUAUUAGCCAGCAUCGCCUCGCUUGGCACUCCAGAUGGUAUCUUCUCUUCUAACUUCUUUAAUCGUCCUUCAUUGUCUGAAUUGGCUUCUCGAUACUUCAUUUACAUGUCGUUUCUUUCUUUCUUUUAGAUAGGUCUAACUCCCUUGCAUACACUCUUCAUGGGUGUAUGUUUCAUCUUUGCCACCUUUUCCGGUUUUUAAGAGGGGAAGUGGUAUAGUCAAGAAAGCUGUUGAUCUCUUCUGCUUGUUAUGUCUAGUUGUUAGUCCAAUCCAUGUUGCUCUUUCAUGUUGUAAGCCACUUCGUUACUUGUUCUUUUGAGCGGAUCCCUCCUGGUCUUUAUAAAAGCCUCACUUUUUGGAUAUUUUUCGACAAACAGAGCCAGUUGCCAGUCAUUUGGUGGGGAAGAUUUCAGGAGGCUGUUUUCUUAGUUGGUAGUCUUUAAAGUAGGUUUCGUGAAGAUCAUACGCAGGCUGCUUCUUGUCACCGUAUCUAAGAAAUGCAAGCUAUGUUUCUGUGUUGCUAUUUGGUACUUUUAAGUAGUAGGUUUGAGUAUCAGAACUUAUAUGUACUUGUUUUAUAGUGUUAUUUUACAUUGUGUUACGGAGUUGAGACCGCAAUGCUAGUUUAAUUAUCUUGUUCCUUUAUUUAA